Opisthorchis viverrini is the source of this 1978-nucleotide messenger RNA. RefSeq lists its product as hypothetical. The record is from RefSeq and is a predicted model, not a curated record. The coding region runs from base 39 to 1772 and encodes 577 amino acids. The transcript is spliced from 3 exons. NCBI's taxonomy places the organism in Eukaryota, Metazoa, Platyhelminthes, Trematoda, Opisthorchiida, Opisthorchiidae.
AGGAUGCUUGAAUCCGUUGCGUAUAUCAACUUCUGAGGAUGCCUAAGCAGUCCAACAUCAGCCUUCUGUUGUGUGGCCUACCGUCCUUCUACCAACAGCACAUUUUGAGCGCAAUCACUUCACCGCAACUUCACAUUCACGUUUGCGGGUUCUGGAGUACGAAAUGCAUUGCUACCCCCGAAUCCCUCCGGGACAUCCCACUUGUGACAAAACCGUUUGCGGACCUGUUGCAGGAUAAGAACACAGAUAUUAUUCUUUUGUGCGUCCCACCUCAAACUCAGUACGGUAUCCUCAAGUCUACCUUACCUAUGACUGAAACAUCGGUGGAUAGGCGCCACCAAUUCCCUGCUGUUAUUCUUCUCCCACCGGUCAGCCCAUGCUACAACACCACAGUUCUUUCAGAUUCGAGAAAUUUUAUCGGGGUGGCUAUGCCCUUCCGUUUACUCCCAUCAGUUCACUGUCUUCACACUCACUUGAAAUCGUCCAUUGACAGUCUUGCGCUCAACACUGCUCGAAAUCCAUCCAACCUUCCAUCCCAUUGGUCACUCGGUGCCGUUCGUAGCGUUCACGCACGUCUAGUGGCUACAAGACCCAUACAGUUCGGACGCUACUCAUGGAUGUGCGAGAGUGGUUCUAUGGGCGGCGGCUUGCUGAACAUCUAUGGAGCCAGUUUGAUUGAUACACUUUUUAUCAUUACCCUCGGACUUCGUAUUGUCUCUGUUACUUGUCUAGCACGAACGUUUGACACCGAUUUGUCCGCAGAUCCGAAGUCCAUUCGACGCGUUUCGGCUGAGGAUUAUGCUGUCGUUGUUAUGGAACUGGAGUCUAGCUCAUCAUCCGACUCGCGGGUUGGCAGUACACCUGUUGCCAUGUUGUGCCUCUCUGCAGAUCUUACUACAACUAUUGAUCCCCCGACUGUCCCAAGUCAUCCCGCUGAUUCUCUUGAGACAAAGACGGACAGUUUUGAGCUCCGAAUAGAACUUACGGGUUCAUCAGGUCGAUUUCUGUUGCCGGAGGGUGGAGAUCGGGUAUGCUGGACUCCCGUCCAAUCGAUUAGAUCCACUCAAUCUAUAUCGGCCUCAGCCGAACAUCAUAAUAGCUUACUUGUGAAUGAUGGUGAUUGUCAUCAUUUGCCCCCCUUAGCAGAGGUUACUGAAGAGGGUCAGCUUGACGAAAUGAUAUUCCAUAGUGUUGGCGUCAACAAGAAACCUGAAACCUCCUCCCGCUGCAGUGAAGAAACCUUUUUCUUGCCACCGAAGUGUCAAAAGGGUGGCCAGUUUGAGGAUGGAGAUUCGGAUUAUUCGCCCUCCACUACCGCCAGCGAACUUAAAUCACCGUCGUCCGAGUUAUUUUCACCGAUUGGCCAAGCCUGGAACCACUGGUUUGCUCAACUUUGUACGGCAGUCACCGCUAGCCCUCCGCACCAAGCGAUGAAUUCACUCAUGGCUACACCUGACCACUGGGGCUACAUUCAGCGCGUAUUGAUGGCAAUCGAUAAGGCGGCACGGUUGCGGUGUUGGGUUGAUCCCUCCACUACCGCCAGCGAACUUAAAUCACCGUCGUCCGAGUUAUUUUCACCGAUUGGCCAAGCCUGGAACCACUGGUUUGCUCAACUUUGUACGGCAGUCACCGCUAGCCCUCCGCACCAAGCGAUGAAUUCACUCAUGGCUACACCUGACCACUGGGGCUACAUUCAGCGCGUAUUGAUGGCAAUCGAUAAGGCGGCACGGUUGCGGUGUUGGGUUGAUGUGGGAACAGGAGAAAGGCUGUGAUUUGGGCCCUGCUCAACCGCAUCCUCAGGCGCAUCUCAAUCGCGCCGUCCAACCCAUUAUACCGUUUGUUGAUUUUAUCCAGAGACAAUCCGUUAUGUGCUCAAGAACUAGCUUUUAUAUCCAACGUUUCCGCAGAUUAAUUUGCUUUGGAUACCUUGUGGCGCUUUCGCUCUUUAUAAUUGUUUGUUUUACUAGGUGAAUUAAUU